AUGGUGCAGUCCAGCGAGGGCGACUGGGAUCCCUUCGAGCUGAUGGGGGGCAUGGUGGAGGAAGGGCAGCGUAGUCGCUUCGAGGAGUUUGAAGUAUCUUUGCGCCCGGCUGCUACGCAGCUUCCUGCCGUGGCGAUCGGGCGGGGCACAAUGCCCUUCGAGAAGGCCCAAGCAGCGAGGGCGCGGCGCAUUCCCAACUUCCUCUCCGAGGAGGAGGUGCAGCACCUGGAGCGAGUAGUUCUGGAGAUGCGAGCCGUUUGUGGUCUUCAGGCCAAAACGAGACGAGGCGAACUCCGGUCCACGGUGGGCGCAUCGUGGACCACCACCUUCUUGCACACGAAUGGCGAGUUCCAGAAAAGGGAGCCGGAGCUGGUCCGCAGGAUCCGCGCGCUGGCCGCCCAAGUGAACUCCGAGGAGCGCUGGUCCAUGCCGGUGGAAGAGGGCAACCUGAGGUGCAUUGAGCACCACGAGUACCUGAAUGGCGGAGGUCUCGCCGACCAUCACCAUCGGGACACGGGCUCCCUGGUGACGAUUGACCUCAUGCUGAGCGAAGCUUGGCUCCUUUUGAG
Molecule: messenger RNA, 569 nt
Organism: Symbiodinium necroappetens
Lineage: Eukaryota; Dinophyceae; Suessiales; Symbiodiniaceae
Source: the annotation of a GenBank genome assembly